Messenger RNA from Trichomonas vaginalis G3, 264 nucleotides. RefSeq lists its product as uncharacterized. Lineage: Eukaryota; Parabasalia; Trichomonadida; Trichomonadidae. The record is from RefSeq and is a predicted model, not a curated record. The transcript has a single exon. Bases 1 to 264 code for a protein of 87 amino acids.
AUGGACACAGACACAGGCAUGCACCACAACAACAACCAACACAACAACCAACAGUUCAAAAUCCAGCACCACAACAACAACCAACACAACAACCAACAGUUCAAAAUCCAGCACCACAACAACAACCAACACAACAACCAACAGUUCAAAAUCCAGCACAGCAACCAACAGUUCAAAAUCCAGCACAGCAACCAACACAACAACAACCACAAACAGAGCAAGGACAUAAAAGAAGUAGAGAACAAGGAAACCAAGAAUUCUUAA